This is a messenger RNA of Olea europaea var. sylvestris, 1049 nucleotides long. RefSeq names its product bidirectional sugar transporter SWEET14-like. The transcript has 6 exons. NCBI's taxonomy places the organism in Eukaryota, Viridiplantae, Streptophyta, Magnoliopsida, Lamiales, Oleaceae. Gene Ontology annotation, molecular function: sugar transmembrane transporter activity. The record is from RefSeq and is a predicted model, not a curated record. Gene Ontology annotation, cellular component: membrane. Gene Ontology annotation, biological process: carbohydrate transport. The coding region runs from base 69 to 830 and encodes 253 amino acids.
UAUUGUCCAUCAGAAUUUAGAUAGCUAAUAAUAUUUGUUUUUUAAGUGUCAAAAUUUGGUGAAGAAAGAUGGCAGGUUUCUCUGGAGACUGGGUUCUUGCAUUUGGUCUACUUGGUAAUAUCAUAUCCUUCAUGGUCUAUCUUUCGCCAUUGCCAACUUUCUAUCAAAUUUACAAGAAAAAAUCAAGUGAAGGAUUCCAAUCAGUUCCUUAUGUGAUUGCUCUUUUCAGUUCCAUGCUGUGGAUGUACUAUGCAUUUCUCAAGUCUGACAAUACCACACUUCUUAUUACCAUAAAUUCUGUCGGAUGUUUCAUUGAAACUGCAUACAUUUCCUUCUACCUCUUCUAUGCACCAAAGAAGGUACAAACUAUAAAGUUAAUUUUUGUGGUGAUAGUUUGUGGGUUUGGUCUUAUCGUUCUCACGAAUCAACUUGUGGUGAAAGCUUCGAAACGUACCCACGUUGUUGGAUGGAUUUGUCUAGUAUUUUCAUUGUGUGUAUUUAUUGCCCCUCUAGGCAUUGUGAGACAAGUUAUACGAACAAAGAGCGUCGAAUAUAUGCCAUUUCUUCUAUCAUUUUUUCUCACAAUUAGCGCUGUUAUGUGGUUCUUCUAUGGUCUACUACUCAGGGACUUUAUCAUUGCUAUUCCAAAUGUUCUAGGCUUCAGCUUCGGGGUUCUUCAAAUGGUGCUUUAUGUAAUAUACAAAAAUGCUGACAAGGGCGAAAAGAAAAAGCUUCCUGAAAUACCAAAUAAAAUUAUAAUUUUGGAAGAACACAAAGUUCAAGAAUUAACUGAGCAAAUUAUUGACAUUGUUAAUAUCAUGCACUGUUAAAUUCCGAGAAACUCUCAGUUGUUUCACGGCCAAUUAAUGAUGGAAUUGAAGACGCAAAUGUGCAUCAGAAUUUGCCCAAUGAUGUUGAAGUUAAAAUGUAAAUUGAAGCUCAUGCUCCUUCCUAUUCCUUUUUUCUUUUUCUUUUUCUUUUUAUUUUUUAUUUUGAUUAUGUAUCUUGUUCUGUAUAUUAAUCUGAAUAAUUUGUGCUGGUUUGUUUUC